UCUAUCUUUUCUCAUUCUCUCGGUGAUCAUUCUGUUCAUGACUUACCAUCCAAGUUAAUAGCAGCUGCUCAAGCUGGUUUAGAAGCUGUUGAAAUCUCCACCAUCGAUCUAGAUCACCACGCUCUCCAAGCUCAACAUGCUUCUCAACCAUCUCCCUUACUCUCUGCAGCCACCGAGAUCGGGGGAAUAUGUCGUGAUCUAAACUUAACCGUCACCUGUUUACAACCUGUUAGAGAUGUAAUAGAAGUAACACCCAAAGCGAUCAAAUCAGCUCAAGAAAAAGUUUUCUCAUUAUUUCCUAUCAUGGAUGCACUUCACACAAACCUUUUACUUUGUUGUUCUUCUUCUUUACCUGAAAUCGAAUUAAAUCAAUCAAUCGAAUCAGCUAUCAAGAAUUUACAUCAGAUCGGUUUACAAGCUAAACUUCAUUCGAAAUUAAUUGCUUUCGAAGCUCUUUCUUGGGGUACUUUUAUAAAUACUUGGUCUCAAGCUUGGAAGAUUGUUAAAUCCGUUGAUUUACCUAAUGUUGGAAUCUGUCUUGAUUCUUUCAAUACACUUGCUAGAGAAUGGGCAGAUCCAACUGUUCAAGGAGGAAUCCAACCCGGAGCCAAUUCCCGUCUAUCAGAAUCUUUAAUCCAACUUUCCCAUCUACCAUCCGAAAAGAUCUUCCUACUCCAAAUCGCCGAUGGAUUAUUACUUCCCAAACCGAUUCCCAAAGAAUCUGAUCAACCAGCCUUAAUGAGAUGGUCCAGAUCAUCCCGAUUGUUUCCCAUGGAACCAGACGGUUAUUUACCUGUCGAAGCUUUCAUCAUGGCUGUUGCUUUAACAGGUUAUCAAGGAAUCUGGAGUGCUGAAGUCUUUAAUACUUCUUUGUUUUCAGAUCAUCAACUUGUUCCGAUCUCUCAUGCUUUACGU
This is a messenger RNA of Melampsora larici-populina 98AG31, 915 nucleotides long. RefSeq lists its product as uncharacterized. The record is from RefSeq and is a predicted model, not a curated record. The transcript has 2 exons. Lineage: Eukaryota; Fungi; Basidiomycota; Pucciniomycetes; Pucciniales; Melampsoraceae. The annotation marks the transcript as partial.